AUGGAUUCUAAGACCGAGAAAGGCCCCAGAACCAUUGAGCUUAGGAAUAAUGUUGACGUCGAUAACACUAUAACCCAAGAUGUUAGCAUUGAGGCAGACUGGACUCCCGAAGAAGAACGCCACAUUCGACGCAAGGUCGACUUGAUCAUAAUCCCAGUUCUGGCCCUCGCCUUCUUUGCACUCCAGAUGGACCGUGGCAAUAUAAGCGCAGCAAUGACUUCGACCCUAAUGGACGACCUCGGCGUCAACACCAAUGCCAUCAAUGUGGGAUCCCAGCUCAUGUCUGCGGGCAUUGUCUUGACUGAAAUACCGUCCAACAUCCUCUUGCAGCGUUUCGGCCCGAAGAAAUGGCUGUCGUUUCAGAUAUUUGCUUGGGGUCUUGUAGCGACCUUCCAGGCCUUUGUUCAAAACUAUGCUGAGUUCCUUGCCACUAGGCUUUUGCUUGGACUUUUGGAGGGUGGAUAUAUUCCUGGUGCACUUUACUACCUCUCAACCUGGUACAAGAAAUCCGAGACCAGCUCACGCGUUACGUUAUUCUUCUUUGGCCAGAUGUUCUCAGCAGCAACUUCCAGCCUAAUCAGUGCCGGUAUAUUAACCAUGGGCAGUAAGCACGGCCUAGAAGGGUGGCGCUGGAUUUUUCUAGUCGAAGGCAUAAUAACCCUGGCAAUCGGCCUAGUCUUCGUACUGAUCCUCCCACCCAAAGUGGGUGACGGCCGAGUUCUCCUUUCACUUGGCCGCUGGAGCUAUUUCAGCCCCCGAGAAUCACACAUCAUCCGUACUCGUGUGCUGCUGGAAACCCCCGAAGCCAAUACCGCAGAUAGGGUACGCAUUACAGCGCGAGAUGUUUGGGACACGGUCAAACAGCCGAAGAUUAUACAGCAUUUCUUCCUUACGCUGGUCUCGAUGAGUGCGCUUUCGGGGUUAACGAGCUAUACCCCGCUGCUGAUCAAGUCGUUCGGGUAUACCUCUGUACAGGCAAAUGCGAUGGCUUCGGUGCCGAUCUACUGCAGUAUGGUCUUUACCUAUACGCUGGCAAGGAUUGGGGAUCGAACAAACCAUCGCGGACCACUAGUUCUGCUCGCCAUUACGUGGAAUGUAAUCGCAUACAUUUGUCUUCGAAAUGUGCCGUUGGAUAGCAGUAAGAACCACAAGUACGGGGUUCUCAUCGCGGCUAAUAUUGGAUACGCGGCCAUGCAUAUUCAAAAUGUUGGCUGGCUCGCUAUUAACUGUACUAAACCGCAGGAACGGAGCGUUGCAAUGGCUGUUAUAAUAAUGGCAGCAAACAUGUCCGGUAUCGCCGGCCACCAGAUCUUUCGCACCGCAGAUGCGCCGCACUAUUUGAAAGGCUUGACCGCUAUUUGUGCCCUUGCUGCGGCGUCAUGGGUGCAGGCUGUUAUUCUGAAUAUUUAUUACUAUGUUAUGCCCAGCGACAUGUCAAGGUAG
Aspergillus versicolor CBS 583.65 is the source of this 1443-nucleotide messenger RNA. RefSeq lists its product as uncharacterized. Gene Ontology annotation, molecular function: transmembrane transporter activity. Gene Ontology annotation, cellular component: membrane. NCBI's taxonomy places the organism in Eukaryota, Fungi, Ascomycota, Eurotiomycetes, Eurotiales, Aspergillaceae. Gene Ontology annotation, biological process: transmembrane transport. The coding region runs from base 1 to 1443 and encodes 480 amino acids. The record is from RefSeq and is a predicted model, not a curated record. The transcript is spliced from 7 exons.